Exophiala dermatitidis NIH/UT8656 is the source of this 996-nucleotide messenger RNA. RefSeq lists its product as uncharacterized. The transcript has 3 exons. The record is from RefSeq and is a predicted model, not a curated record. Gene Ontology annotation, cellular component: cytoplasm. The coding region runs from base 1 to 996 and encodes 331 amino acids. NCBI's taxonomy places the organism in Eukaryota, Fungi, Ascomycota, Eurotiomycetes, Chaetothyriales, Herpotrichiellaceae. Gene Ontology annotation, biological process: iron-sulfur cluster assembly. Gene Ontology annotation, molecular function: iron-sulfur cluster binding.
AUGGCGCCUUUCGUCCUCAUGGAUCUCUCCGACGACUUCGUCGUCCCGACUGCAAAGACAAAGACCCCGCAAUCCUCUCGACGCACCUUGCUCCUGUCGCCACCGUCGCUCUCGUCCCAUCAAGAGAAAUUGACCGCUGUGCUAGAAAUGCACGAUAGAACUAUGACAGAUAUGCAGAUGCUGGAUAGACUAGCACUCGGCCUUGUGUCGCUCCCUCAAUCGACCUACGACCUUGUCAUGAUCCUUUCCGAUGCCGAUGGGUCUCGCCGCGAAAGUCAGAACUUGUUAAGUCGAGAUAUGCUUGCUGUUCUGGUGAAAGCACUGAAGAGCGGAGGGCAGUUGCGAAGUCAAGAUGGACAAUUUGGCAAUGUCGAUGGCGUGGAGAGAAAUGAAGCCAUCCUGGCGGGGCUGUCCUUCCAGCCAGGAGUGGGAUUUGUGAAGCCCGAUUUUGGAGGGCAGGAGUCGGUUCCUCUAAAGUUGGGAAGGAAAAAGACUGCGCAGGCCGCAGGCGGAUCCGAGACUAACGGCGAUUCCGUUUCACUCCCACUCAACGGCAAACGAAAGACUCUAGAGGCGGUCCCUGCGGGCGUCGGUUUUGAUGAUGGGACAAAUGACAAUGAUUCGGACGAUGAGUUAAUCGACGAAGACACCUUGCUCGAUGAGGAGGAUCUACAACGACCCAUCAAGAUUCCCGCCGAGUGCAAGCCUAAAGCGAAACGGCGCCGAGCGUGUAAGGAUUGUACCUGCGGGCUUGCACAGAAACUAGAAGCAGAAGAUCGGGCAAGGCGAGAGAAGGCCGACAAUGCGCUCAACACCUUGAAACUACAAGCGGACGAUCUCGCCGAAGUGGACUUUACGGUGCAAGGUAAAGUUGGAAGCUGUGGGAAUUGCAGUCUAGGAGAUGCGUUCCGGUGUGAUGGUUGCCCAUAUAUCGGCCUUCCCGCUUUCAAGCCUGGCGAGGAGGUUCGCCUCUUGAACAAUGAUAUCCAACUAUAG